Molecule: messenger RNA, 2095 nt
Organism: Ananas comosus (pineapple)
Lineage: Eukaryota; Viridiplantae; Streptophyta; Magnoliopsida; Poales; Bromeliaceae
Product: dihydrolipoyllysine-residue acetyltransferase component 1 of pyruvate dehydrogenase complex, mitochondrial
Exons: 20
Coding region: 193-1677 (494 amino acids)
Biological process (GO): pyruvate decarboxylation to acetyl-CoA
Cellular component (GO): mitochondrion; pyruvate dehydrogenase complex
Molecular function (GO): acyltransferase activity
Source: RefSeq, a predicted model, not a curated record
CAUUUCUCUUCUUCUUCUUCUUCCCGAACUACCCCUCUCCACCUUCGCUUCUCUUCCUCCCUUCUCCCAUCGACGCCACCGCACGACUCCUCGCUCGAAUCCGCCAUUUGAGUAUCUCUUCGAGCCGAACACCUCUACCUGAUCGGAUUGGAGAGGCGUUUUGUACAGAUCGGUGGAGAGUGAGGAGGGUUUAUGGCGAACGUUCGAUCGCUUCUGGUUGGCUUGGCCCGUGCACGGAGGAAUUGUUUAGUCGAUAUUCACAAAAGUACUCUGAGGCCUUUAUCGUUGUCGUCAGUUAAUAGCAUCUCAGAUUACCCAUCAACAGACAAGUUACUCGUUCGGGUUCGGUGGUUCUCAUCUACAGGACUUCCUUCUCAUUUGGUGCUUGAAAUGCCAGCACUAUCCCCUACAAUGAACCAAGGCAACAUUGCGAAGUGGCGGAAGAAAGAGGGAGAUAAGAUAGAUGUGGGCGAUGUACUCUGUGAAAUAGAGACAGACAAAGCAGUUGUGGAAUUCGAGAGUCUUGAAGAAGGGUUUCUGGCUAAAAUAUUAACACCCGAAGGUUCAAAGGAUGUGCCUGUAGGACAACCUAUUGCAAUAACAGUUGAAGAUCCAGAUGACAUUACAAAGAUACCAGGUGAUAUAUCUAAAGGGGCCGAGCCCAAACAGGAAAAAACAAUUGAGGAACCAUCAAAGAAUUUGGAAAAGAAAAGGGGAACACAAGAUGGGAAGUUCAGCCGAAUCAGCCCAUCAGCAAAGUUGCUUAUUAAAGACUAUGGACUAGAAGAAUCUUCGCUCAAAGCAUCAGGGCCUCGAGGUACACUUUUGAAAGGGGAUGUACUCGCAGCAAUAAAAUCAGCAGGAUCGUCUCUACAAUCUUCUAAGCCAUCUCAGGAUGACAAAGCUUCAUCAACACAUGCAUCUCAUGUAACUGGUCAUGUGCCAACUCCCACUGUUGCUCCCUCGCAAGACAAGGAUGCUUAUGAAGAUCUGCCCAAUAGUCAAAUACGCAAGGUCAUUGCAAAACGAUUGAUGGAAUCAAAACAAAGUACUCCGCAUUUAUAUCUAUCGAAAGAUGUCAUGUUGGAUCCUCUAAUUGCUUUCAGGAAUGAGCUUAAAGAGCAGCAUAAUGUGAAAGUUUCAGUUAACGAUAUUGUCAUAAAAGCUGUUGCACUUGCAUUAAGGAACGUACCUGAAGCAAAUGCUUACUGGAGUACAGAAAAAGAAGAACCUGAAUUAUGCGGUUCGGUUGAUAUAUCAAUUGCUGUUGCUACUGAGAAGGGCUUGAUGACUCCAAUCAUAAGGAAUGCAGAUGAAAAGACAUUGACAGCAAUUUCCUCGGAGGUCAAAGAGUUGGCCGAGAAGGCACGAGCUGGGAAGCUUGCACCUAACCAAUUUCAAGGUGGAACUUUCAGCAUCUCAAAUCUGGGAAUGUAUCCAGUGGACCAUUUCUGUGCAAUUAUUAACCCUCCGCAGGCUGCUAUUCUUGCUGUAGGUCGAGGCAACAAAGUUGUCGAACCUGUUAUAGGCAGUGAUGGAAUAGAAAAGGCUGCAGUUGUCACCAAAAUGGGCUUAAAAUUAUCUGCUGAUCAUCGUAUUUUUGACGGGCAGCUUGCAGGUAAAUUCCUUUCUACUCUGGAUGCAAACUUCAGCGACAUCCGAAGACUACUCUUAUGAACAGACACAAACAAAGUAAAUUUAAAAACAGAUUUCAGUAUCCACUGGGACGACUAAUCUGACCAAGAAGGCUUUGAGCUUCUACUAGAAGAACACCUGUUUGUUUACCAGAUUAGCGAUUUAUUAUGCAUAUACUAAUAAUCAUAUCACCUCAUUGUUUGGUGAUUUUUGUAUGAUACCAUGAACCUUUGUUGAUCACUGUAGCUAUUCCACAAGGAUCUGUUGUUGAGCACAAGUUGAUGGUCUUCCUAGCUGAUUUUUUUUUUUCUUUUCUUUUUUUUUGAGAGAGAGAAAUUUGCUUGCUAGGAAUCGAGACACAUGAAUCAAAUCGUGGUUGUUUGUAAACAACCAUUGUUGAAGAUUAUUCUGAGCUCCAUCCUUUUUGAUGGGCUACUAAUAAAAUUCUGAGUUUUUAUUA